This is a messenger RNA of Sphaeramia orbicularis (orbiculate cardinalfish), 2345 nucleotides long. It is a transcript of the gene kif9, whose product is annotated as kinesin family member 9. NCBI's taxonomy places the organism in Eukaryota, Metazoa, Chordata, Actinopteri, Kurtiformes, Apogonidae. Gene Ontology annotation, molecular function: ATP binding; microtubule motor activity; microtubule binding. The record is from RefSeq and is a predicted model, not a curated record. The coding region runs from base 17 to 2269 and encodes 750 amino acids. Gene Ontology annotation, biological process: microtubule-based movement. The transcript has 20 exons.
GUCAAAUACAGGUGGUAUGAAAGCUGGAAACGGGGAGGUCGAAGUGUUUGUCCGGAUCAGACCAACCGCAAACUUUGCCCGAGAUCUUAUUGAAUGUCUUCCGGACGGACAAACACUGAACAUCUACCAGAGGAAAGUUGGCAGGAAGCCCCACCAUUCCAGGCAAAGUCAGCUGAACUCUCAAUCAUUCAAGGUUAAAGGAAUUCUGCAAGAUGUGUCUCAGGAGUGGGUGUAUGCCCGUGUGUGCCAGCGGGUGGUACUGGAAGCUCUGGAUGGCUAUAAUGGUACUGUGAUGUGUUUUGGGCAAACAGGUGCAGGAAAGACGUACACCAUGACAGGAUCCACUGAAUCAUACAAGCAGCGAGGCAUCAUUCCACGAGCCCUUCAAAAUGUGUUUCAUGAGAUGGAGAGGAGAACUGAGUAUUCGAUCUCUGUACACCUGUCAUACCUGGAGAUCUAUAACGAGACCCUGGUGGAUCUGUUGUCGUCACUGCAGCGCUCACCACACCUGUCUCCUCAGAGUAUGAUGAUAAUGGAAGAGCCAGGGGGAGGUGUGUUUGUCCGCGGCCUGUCCCUUCAACCGGUCCAUAGUGAGGAGGAAGCUCUCAAUGUGUUUUUUGAGGGUGAGAUGAAUCGCAUCAUUGGCUCUAAUGCCCUGAACAGAAACUCCUCCAGGUCUCACUGCAUCUUUACUGUGCAUAUUGAGUCUCAUUUACGGACUCUGUCUGAUGUCAAGUAUGUCACCUCCAAACUAAAUCUGGUGGAUUUAGCUGGGUCUGAAAGGCCAGGAAAGACUCAGUCAGAGGGUCAAUUGUUAAAGGAAGCCAUGUACAUCAACAAGUCCUUGUCAUUUCUGGAACAGACCGUUCUGGCUAUAGCAGACUGUCACAGAGACCACAUUCCUUUCAGACAGAGUAAACUCACAUACACCCUGAAAGACUCACUGGGAGGAAACUGCAAUACCGUGCUUGUGGCCAACAUCUAUGGUGACGCUGCACACAUUGAUGAAACGCUGUCUACUCUGCGUUUUGCCAGUAGAAUGAAGUGUGUCCAGACUGAGCCCACUGUGAAUGAACAUGUGGAUCAGGCAGUUCAGAUUAAGAAGCUUCAGAGAGAGAUCCAGGUGCUGAGAGAGGAACUGUCCAGCCUCAAUAAACUGGCGGACCGACCACACAUCACAUAUGCACCAUUGUCUGAAGCCCAGAUGGCUGACAUCCACAGCCAGGUUCACAGGUACCUGGAUGGAAGUCUAAAGGAAAUAGACAUUAGAAGUGUCAGACAAGUUCAAGCUGUAUUUGCACAGUUCAAGCUUCUACAUGAGCAGGAGAAGGAGAAGCAGUGCCAGAGCUACAAUUUACUGAAGGAACAAAUUGCCAACAUGACUGCAGUCAAGGAAGGUGACACCAGAGGAAGCCAUGAGGAUUCAGAGGCUGCACAAACACAGGAAAACUCCCAUCGCCCAAGUUCCAAAAAAGCCAAAAAUAAGAAGCUGAAAGACAGAUGCAGCCAAAGCAAGAGACAGGUGUCAAGGAGGCAUUUAGAGAGUGCGUCCAAAUCAAGGCUGAAUACUGCCCAGACACCAGAGACUGAAGAAGAAGCAGACGCUGGGAGCCAGGACUCGCAUGAUUCACAAACACCUGUUGAUGAACCCACUCAGCCCAAGUGUCCUCCCCCUAAAGCAGAAGCAUUUGAAGACUUUAAGUUGAAGGAAGGCAGUGAGAUCAAUCAUAUCCUGAAGGAGAACAAGGCUAUUCUGCUAGAGCGCCAAAGCCUUAUGCGACAGCUCACAGAAGAGGUCAACACUGUCAAGAGACACAUCGAUGGCACUAUGACAACUAUACAACAGCACAAAGAUCUGAGCAGAGGCCGAGGGGAGACGGUGCCACAGGAUCCAGAUGCCACUUUAAUGAUGCAGCUCAGGGUGCUGAAGGCCCAGUACCGGCAGAAAUACGAGGCGCUGCGUGAUAUCAAAGCAGAGGUCAACUACUGUCAGCACCUGGUGGAUCAGUGCAGGUUACGGCUGCUCUCUGAAUUUGAGAACUGGUAUAAGAAGUUGUUCUCGUUACCUGAGGAGGAGGAAUUAACAAUGGAUAAGAACGUUUCACAGGUUCUUCAUAGUCCCAGUGCAGAGUCAUUCCACAGUGCCCGCUAUAGGGUGCUCAAACGGAGGAGUGCCCGAGCAUCGUCCAUGACCCCAGUACAGAUGAACUCCUCUUCUGGGUCUAGGCCGAGACUUCCUUCAAUUACUGCUGUCAUACCAGUCACCUAAGUGAGUUGAAAACUAGAACACUGUAGGAGCUACAGCCAGGUCUGGAAGUAUUUGGACAGUGACAAAUGGAAAUCUG